AUGGCCGCAUAUUCUCUCCGCUAUAUCAAACACCUACGAUCCGAGCAUUUCCAUAUGGCUUCAACUAUCCCAUUCCACGGGGAUGGCAAAGUUUCUCCGACUAAAGGAAUGGUUGUCAACCCUUUACUCUGGUCAGAGGCAAAAGAAGAGUAUAAGGAGUUGUGGAGAGGGGCCAGAAUUGCCCUUCGCGUUCUAUCAACGAUCGAGGACCAUAAUAUUUCCGAACUAUGCUUCGAUUCAAAACAACUCGCCACUGGGAUAAACUGCAUGAUUUUUGCCCAGCCGUGUGAAGAGUACAACUAUUUCGUAGCCAUUAUGAAACGCCCAGGCUUUCGUCACCUUCACCUAUCCUUCUUAGUUGGAUACAACGGGGUCUAUGACUAUAAAGGUUUCACCAGCGGAUGCUUUUCCGAGGCUGUUAGCUUGGCGAAAAAACUGACUCAUAUCCAUUUAACAGUGGCAUUGGAGGGUGGCGAUUCAGCUGGGGAUCCAGUUGUUCCUUUGAAAGAGAUUCUUCCUGUCCAGCAAUGGCCAAAUCUCUAUUAUUUUGGUCUUUCUAAUUUUAGCGUUAACACGUCAGACUUAAUUGAUCUGCUUAGUUUGGCGUCAUCUUCACUACGCUCUGUUGAGCUAGGAUCCCUUGGGUUUCCUAACGAUGAAGGAUGCUGGUCUGAGCUGUUGGAGCGGAUGCGGGAUGAGCUUAAUUGGACUAAGCGCGAUCGAUCACUGGGACCGGCCGUGAGAAUCACCAUGGAGAUUGAUCAGAUGCAAUCUGGGAGGUUCGCUCUUCUCGCAGAUGAGUCGGGAAUGGGUACUUUGCAUGAUAAUUUCGAACCUGAAUAUACUCGACCACACGUCGGUAUGCAGGAGCUUAAGGAAUUGGGAAUUUCUCAACGUUGA
This is a messenger RNA of Penicillium maclennaniae, 900 nucleotides long. RefSeq lists its product as uncharacterized. The coding region runs from base 1 to 900 and encodes 299 amino acids. NCBI's taxonomy places the organism in Eukaryota, Fungi, Ascomycota, Eurotiomycetes, Eurotiales, Aspergillaceae. The transcript is spliced from 2 exons. The record is from RefSeq and is a predicted model, not a curated record.